Belonocnema kinseyi is the source of this 903-nucleotide messenger RNA. Its product is annotated as pre-mRNA-splicing factor ISY1 homolog. The record is from RefSeq and is a predicted model, not a curated record. Gene Ontology annotation, cellular component: catalytic step 2 spliceosome; Prp19 complex; post-spliceosomal complex. The transcript has 4 exons. Gene Ontology annotation, biological process: mRNA 3'-splice site recognition; generation of catalytic spliceosome for second transesterification step. The coding region runs from base 125 to 841 and encodes 238 amino acids. Lineage: Eukaryota; Metazoa; Arthropoda; Insecta; Hymenoptera; Cynipidae.
AGGAUCUGCAAUACCGGCGUUUUAAAAACAUAACCUAAAAAAUCAAAACGUCAAAGGACGUAAACCACGUAACGUAGAACACUUAUUUUUUAUUUGUGUGUUUAAUACCACAAAACUAAUCAAAAUGGCGCGAAACGCCGAAAAAGCAAUGACAACCCUGGCUCGGUGGAGAGCAGCGAGUUCCGACGGUGGCAAAAAAGAUCAGGAAAGACGUCCCUUCCUGGCAUCUGAGUGCCGUGAUCUAAAAAAAUGUGAAAAGUGGCGUUCACAAAUAAUUCGCGAAAUUGCCAAAAAAGUAUCGCAAAUUCAAAAUGCGGGUUUGGGAGAAUUUCGCAUCAGAGAUUUAAAUGACGAGAUCAAUAAACUCCUUCGAGAAAAAAGACAUUGGGAGGCGCAAAUUAAAGAAUUGGGAGGUCCGGAUUAUUCGAGAACUGGUCCUCGAAUGCUGGAUCACGAAGGACGAGAAGUACCAGGAAAUAGGGGAUAUAAAUACUUCGGAGCCGCGAAAGAAUUGCCAGGGGUACGCGAAUUAUUCGAACAAGAACCUCCACCUCCGCCGCGAAAAACGAGGACGGAAUUAAUGAAGGACAUCGACGCGGACUAUUAUGGUUAUCGCGAUGAUGACGAUGGAAUUUUGAUACCUUUGGAGGAAAAAGUGGAGAAGGAAGUGAGAAAAAAGUUGAUGGAGGAUUGGGCGAGUUCAAAAGAAGAGGGAAAAGACACGGAAGACGUCGAAAUGAGCGACGAAACCACCGCGCAGAAACAAAUUCCCAGUCGGCAGGACAUGCACGAGGCACUUUUAUUAAGAAAAAAACAGGAGCUUUUAGAAAAAUAUUUAUAGUCAAUACUAUCUUGUAAGUUUUUCUCAGGUUUUUUUCCCAUUUUGGAUUAAUAUUUAUGUAC